AUGGCAGGAGGUGCAAGGAGGAACACGGGGAUGGGAAAUAGAUUAGGGUUAUAUGUGAGGCUGUUGGCGGUGAAUGUGUUACUGGGAGCUGAUCUGAGCUGGCUGGGCCUGAAAGACCAGGGUGGGGUCAAUGCUCAGAACACUGAGCGAAGGGUUUUGACCCACAUCCCUGGUGACAUCAUCAUAGGAGCUCUGUUCUCUGUCCACCACCAACCACCUGCAGACAAGGUCCAUGAGAGAAAGUGUGGUGCGGUGCGUGAGCAGUACGGGAUCCAGAGAGUGGAGGCCAUGAUGCACACUCUGGAUCGAAUCAACGCAGACCCCUCUAUUCUCCCAAAUAUCACCCUGGGCUGCGAGAUCAGGGACUCGUGCUGGCACUCUGCAGUGGCCCUGGAGCAGAGCAUCGAGUUCAUUCGGGACACACUAGUGUCCAACGAAGAGGAGGAGAGCCAGGGUAGGUGUACUGCUGAGGCAGGGAGCAUGUUGCUGCAGGCGAAGAAGCCCAUUGUGGGACUGAUUGGUCCAGGAUCCAGCUCUGUGGCCAUCCAGGUGCAAAAUCUCCUCCAGCUCUUCAACAUCCCACAGAUAGCUUACUCAGCCACCAGCAUGGAUCUCAGUGACAAGAGCCUGUUUAAAUAUUUCAUGAGGGUGGUGCCAUCAGAUAUGCAACAGGCCAAAGCCAUGGUGGACAUUGUCAAGAAAUACAACUGGAGCUACGUGUCUGCAAUACACACAGAGGGUAAUUAUGGUGAGAGUGGUAUGGAAGCAUUCAAAGACAUGGCAGCAAAGGAGGGGAUCUGUAUUGCCCACUCUGAUAAGAUAUACAGCAACGCUGGGGAACAGAGCUUUGAUAAGCUACUGCAGAAGCUACGAGCCCACUUGCCCAAAGCCAGGGUUGUGGCCUGUUUUUGUGAGGGCAUGACGAUCCGAGGCAUAUUGAUGGCCAUGAGACGGCAGCGUCUGGUGGGAGAGUUUCUGCUGGUUGGAAGUGAUGGCUGGGCCGACAGGUCCGAUGUGACAGCUGGCUACCAGAGGGAGGCAGCUGGUGGAAUCACGAUAAAGUUAAAGUCGGCAUAUGUGACCUGGUUUGAUGAUUAUUACCUGAACCUGACGCCUGACGCCAACCUGAGAAACCCCUGGUUCCCCGAGUUCUGGCAACAUCGCUUCCAGUGCAGGUUGAGGGGGCAUCCGCUGGAGAGCAGCAUGUACAACCGCACCUGCACCUGGAGAGAGUCUUUGCGCCAUCAGUAUGUCCAAGACACCAAGAUGGGCUUCGUCAUAAAUGCCAUCUAUUCAAUGGCUUACGGCCUGCACGCCAUGCAGCAAUCGCUCUGUCCAGGAUAUAAGGGUUUGUGUGAGACCAUGAGGCCCAUUGAUGGUCGCAAGCUGCUGGAUUUCCUGAUGAGAACCAAUUUUACUGGUGUGUCUGGAGAGACCAUCCACUUUGACCAAAAUGGAGACUCACCUGGCAGGUAUGAAAUCAUGAACUUCAAGCGCACAGGCGAGGAUGAGUAUUCUUACAUCCAUGUGGGAAGCUGGGAUCAGGGUGGCCUAAAGAUGAACGAUGAGGAAAUCUGGAGCAAUAACAGUGAAAUCAUCCAGUCAGUCUGCUCUGAGCCCUGCCAGAAGGCACAAAUCAAGGUAAUCCGUAAAGGGGAGGUGAGCUGCUGUUGGACUUGCACUCCCUGCAAGGAGAACGAGUUUGUGUUUGAUGAGUACACUUGUCGGGCUUGUGUCCUUGGCUUCUGGCCCACUGAUGACCUCACUGGUUGUGAACCAAUCCCUGUGCAGUAUGUGCGUUGGGGGGAUCCAGAGCCCAUUGCUGCAGUGGUCUUCUCCUGCCUGGGCCUUAUGUUUACACUUUUUGUUACUUCUGUCUUCAUCAAAUUUUGGGACACUCCAGUGGUCAAGUCAUCCAGUCGUGAGCUCUGCUACAUCAUCCUGGUUGGAAUAUGUCUGGGCUAUCUGUGCACCUUCAGCCUUAUCGCCAAGCCCCACAUAGUCUACUGCUACCUCCAGCGGCUGGGAAUCGGCCUGUCCCCUGCCAUGAGCUACUCUGCCCUGGUCACAAAGACCAACCGUAUAGCAAGGAUCUUGGCAGGCAGCAAGAAGAAGAUCUGCACCAAGAAACCGCGCUUUAUGUCCGCCUGCGCACAAUUGGUCAUCUCCUUCCUACUCAUACUGCUGCAGCUUGGGAUUAUUGUGGCACUUCUCAUCAUAGAGCCACCACAGGUGAUCUAUGACUACCCCAGUAUCCGCGAGGUGCACUUGAUCUGUAAUCUGACCACUAUGGGGGUGGUGGCGCCGCUGGGCUAUAAUGGCCUGCUUAUCCUUAGCUGCACCUUCUAUGCCUUCAAGACUCGAAAUGUUCCGGCUAAUUUUAAUGAGGCCAAGUAUAUUGCCUUUACUAUGUACACCACUUGCAUCAUCUGGCUGGCCUUUGUUCCUAUUUACUUUGGCUCCAACUACAAGAUCAUAACCAUGUGCUUUAGUGUCAGCCUCAGUGCCACAGUGGCUCUCUGUUGCAUGUUUGUCCCAAAGGUGUACAUCAUGCUUGCCAAGCCUGAGAAAAAUGUCCGGAGUGCUUUCACAACAUCCACAGUGGUGCGAAUGCAUGUAGGUGAUGCCAAGAAGGCGGCCAAGACUGGCAAAUCCUCUAACAGCAUGGCCAACUUGUUUCGACGCCGUGGUUCUGUGCAGGACAACAUCAGUUCCAAUGGGAAGUCAGUGACAUGGGCGCAGAAUGAGCACAGCUACAGACCAAACAUAUGGAAGAGGAUGUCAUUCCAUGUCAAGAAAAAGGAGGUAGUCGAGACGAACCAGACAGCCAUCAUCAAGCCUUUCUCUAAAGGAGGAGAUACACCUGCGGAUACAUGUGUCAAAGAGCAGUUUGAAGAGCAACAGGUGUCUCCCCCCUUCAGCUGCUCCCCCUCUCCGUCAACAAGGGGUUUCCAGGGAGGAGAGGAUGGAGACGAUGGACAAGCCUUACCCACUUUCGUAACUGAGCACCCAGCAGGUGUGAGAAGAAGAGGCGGGGACAACAGCGAGGGUGUCGGUCUGGUGGACGGUGGGGACAUUAGUGUCAUAGGCGUUGGUGACAUCGGCAUAGGGAUGAUUGGUGGCCAGGCUCAGGGUACCACCAUCAUGGACCAAAUCAGCUGCGUGGUUAACCGUUUCACUGCCAACAUCAGCGAGCUGAACACCAUGAUGCUGCCAGGGGGAGUCGCCACCAGCCCCUCAUCCCCCGCCGCUCUGCCUGCAGAUGCAGAUGCCCCACCCUGCCCACCUCAGUACCUCACAUCCAGGAGCAGACAGGCCGCCUCCACCGUCACCACAUAUGCCGAGGUGGCUGUCGUCUCCAAUCUCUGCGAGAAUCGACCAGCAGGUAAGAUUUAUGAGCACCUGGCCGGGACUUGCGUGAAUAGCAGGCGAGCCAAAGAUAUGGAGGAGCUAGUCGCUCUGACGCCUCCCUCCCCGUUUAGAGACUCAUCUCUGAGCUCCAGCGACAGCUCACCCCCCUCGAUGUCUCCAGCCUCAGAGGCUGAGUAUGACCAGCUGCUGCUGAGACACUACAGCCAGAGCUCCUCCUCUCUCUAAACCUGCUCUCGCUACAAGUUUUUCUCCUUGAUUAUCCUCUACAUGGAGUAUUUAUUUUAUAAGAAACUGCUUCAGACCGGACCAGACACUUGGAUGCCUUUCUAUAUGUGGAUUUUCUGAAUAUUUAAGCAGUUUUUUAAAUAUAUCUUCAUUUUCUGAUUGGAUUGAUUUCACUCACACAUUAGAGAAAUACCAAUGGCAAGACUGCGAAUUCUAAAUGCUGAAAUUAAGCUGAGCAGUGUCAGUGCUUCAUCGUUUGUCUGCAAGUGAGUAAAAAACUUAACAAACUGAAACACACUUAUGGGCAUUUUACAGACAUUUAGAUGGUAAGCUUGACACAGGUAUCUAACUUUUCAAAUCCCAAAGAAAAUACUGAUAAGCUGAGAAAACAUAUGUAAAAUUGCCUUUUUGCAUUUAAUAUUUCAUUAUAUAAUGGUUAUCAAUCUUAAGUGGGGAAAUUUACCAAAUGUUCAUGUUCAGUGUUUCUUUGUAUUAGGCCAAAAUGGCUCAUACACUGACUCUCGAAAUGGCGUUUGAAUUGUUUAGGUAAGUGCAGGUAUUGUAACACUCAAUAUAGUUGUAUUUAAGUUGUAUAUUUUGCAUCUCAAAUCACCAUAAAUCAAUUUGUUUAAAUUGCUUACUGUAUAUAAUUGCUGUUGACUAAUCUUAUAUAUUUUGAGACCUGGGAGGAUGCAGAUUGUAUCAGCAUGAAGGCAUCUGUCCAGAGGAAAAUAGUUUAAAUAGCUUCGUCUGAAAUCAUAAAGUCAAGUGUGACACAUUUUUCCUGCCCUAUAAUUUGUUGUCUGUCCUGGAAGACAUAAGCGAGCAUUUGUAUCCUGGUGCUAGAGGACAAAGUGUACAGAUGCUGCAUUAUUGUAUGAAAUUUAGAAGGUUUUCAACAACCAUUCCUUUUCUUGGAAAGAAAAUAUGUACUGAGAAUGAAAUCAUCCUGAGAACAAAAGACACGACAUCAUCAGGUUUCUUACCCACAAAGAGAUUAUGGUCUACCUGGAUAUUUUCUUUGAUUCUUUCUUUGUGAUUUGCCUGAAUGUACAAUAAGUUGUAAUUUGAAGUGGACCAAAUUGAUCUACCACCUCAGGAUGUGUUUGAACCAAAAUACUCUGAUUUAACUCCUACCUGCUGAAUGACCGCUGUCAUCUGUUGGCUCAAAAUGUUUCCAGUUUGCAUGAUGUCAAGAUUUGGUUGCACUAUUUAAGUUAUAUUUGUUACUUUUUGAUAUUGUUAAUGUGAAACAAAUAAGAUGAAUAGCUACAGUAGCAAAAUAAUGAUACUAUCAGUGUGUGUGUGUGUGUGUGUGUGUGUGUAUAUUGAUGUGUUUUUAAGAUUAGUUUUUCAAGUGUGCCAGAUUUUUCUGACAUCUGUUGCCAAACAGUUGUUUCUCGCCUGGCUUUUUACCUACAUAUGUGCCAAUAUCUCCUUACGCAAAUUACAUUGUGUUUCUAUAGAUGGGCUCAUGUUGCAGGCAUUAUAAGGAGGAGAUUAUUUUUUAUAAUAUAUAUGACAUUUUGACUAUGUUAUUUAUUAUGCUUGAACAUAUUCAAUGAAUAUCCUUUUUUUGUAUCUGCAUUUUGGACUCGCUGAGGAUGUAGAUGAAUGACAGUAUGGAUUGAAAGACUAGCAGAUGUAACUGAUGAUGUUCGAGCAGAGCUAGCUUAUGCUUGUUUAACUGUCCUUCAUCUGUCCUUUUUCUGUAUGUUUACACAGGCAGGAUUGUAUUCAGGUUUUUUUUUUAAAUGUGCAGUGUUUUUCUACUGGCUGUUGAUGUAAAAAUCACCAUGGACAAUUGCCAUAUUUGCAUGCAGGUUUGUGCCAAUUUUCCAGGUGUAUACUAAGCUUUUUGCCAAUAAUUCACUGAUAUAAUCUACAGUAGACAUUUGUUGUUCCUUUAUCUUCAUCUUCCUUUCAAAUUUACAAUUUAAACUUGUGCUGCAUUAAAGAUUUCCAUCA
Anoplopoma fimbria (sablefish) is the source of this 5565-nucleotide messenger RNA. RefSeq names its product glutamate receptor, metabotropic 5a (gene grm5a). The transcript is spliced from 17 exons. Gene Ontology annotation, molecular function: G protein-coupled receptor activity involved in regulation of postsynaptic membrane potential; adenylate cyclase inhibiting G protein-coupled glutamate receptor activity. NCBI's taxonomy places the organism in Eukaryota, Metazoa, Chordata, Actinopteri, Perciformes, Anoplopomatidae. Gene Ontology annotation, biological process: trans-synaptic signaling by endocannabinoid, modulating synaptic transmission; regulation of synaptic transmission, glutamatergic; G protein-coupled glutamate receptor signaling pathway. The record is from RefSeq and is a predicted model, not a curated record. Bases 1 to 3597 code for a protein of 1198 amino acids. Gene Ontology annotation, cellular component: postsynaptic density membrane.